Messenger RNA from Cladophialophora psammophila CBS 110553, 1170 nucleotides. RefSeq lists its product as uncharacterized. Bases 1 to 1170 code for a protein of 389 amino acids. The transcript is spliced from 2 exons. NCBI's taxonomy places the organism in Eukaryota, Fungi, Ascomycota, Eurotiomycetes, Chaetothyriales, Herpotrichiellaceae. The record is from RefSeq and is a predicted model, not a curated record.
AUGGAGACGAUCAUUCACAUCUACGAUCCUAAGCGGCCCCUUCUCCUUCUGGAAUACGUAAACAUCAGUGACAAGGCCUCCCGUCAACCAACAUCGUCUCCCCCGAACGUUCUUCUCUUCGUCGGUGGACUCUUCGACAACUUCCGGUCGCCACGCUACGUCGAUGACCUGGCAGCUCUGUUCCCGCGCGACGUGCCUGACCAGACAUGGAGGGUAAUGCACGUCCAGCUCUCAAGCAAUGGGAGGAGCUGGGGGCUGUUUGAUCUGGAUCGUGAUGUCGCGGAAAUUGCUGCCGCCAUCACAUAUAUCAGAGACACUAUAACCCGGUCUCCUUCCACACCCGUGGUCUUGAUGGGUCAUUCAACGGGCUGUCAAGACCUCAUGCACUACCUUAUCUCUCCGAUGCCGACAUCAUCUUCCCGUCCGACCAUCUCAGGCGCCAUUCUACAAGCGCCCGUCUCCGACCGCGAAGCCAUCCUGAAUGCGGUCUCCGAAUCCUCUGCUGCAAAGGCCGCCUACGAAUCGCUCUUGCAAAUCGCCUCUUCUACACCAAAGGAGAAACAUAAGACGACAAUUCUGCCCAUGGACAUCAUGAAGCCUCUGUUCGGCCCUGUACCAGUGACUGUUUUCCGCUUCCUUAGCUUGGCCUCGCCGGAUUCGCCAGAGAGCCCAGCAAUGGAUGACUAUUACUCCAGCGACUUGUCUGAUCAGAGACUCCGAGAGACUUUCGGCAGAAUGGGCUCUGCUGCGCAUCUUCAACCGUCAGGCCACCUCGGGGAAAAGAGUAUUUUAAUACUCCAAGGCGCGAACGAUCACAGCAUCCCUCCGUCCGUCGACAAAGCCCUGCUCCUCUCGCGGUGGAAAGCGGCACUUGAAUCGACGGCCGAUGCAGCUCUCUCCCCACACUCUCUCAUCAUACCUCACGCGGUGCACGACAUCUCGGGCUCGUCAAAAGAGACUCGAAGAGCACGCCUUGUGGACAUGCGCAGCGCGGUGCUGAAGUACCUCCAAGACGUGGUCGGCGGGAUCGAUCCACCAUCAGGAGGCGACGACGACGACGAGAGACGACCAUGGGCGAUUCUACACAAGGAUCUGAAGGACAUCGAAAGUGGAGAUAACGAUGCUGACGGCGAAAAGGGCAAGAGCGCCGAUACUUCUCCUAAACUGUAA